CUUGAUCCAUGUUCGAAAGCACAUGUUGACCUUCGAAUUCCGAACCAUAACGCGACAUGAUGGUAUAUGAUUCAAAUUUGAUUUCGACAGUUGCCCGAGUACUCGCGUCGUCGGUCCUUCCUCGCAAUAGGUACCCCCCCCCUCUCUCAUGAAGCUGCCAUGCUUCUCCACGUAUAUCCAGUCGUAUGUCCGCCAUGGCUCAAUGGACUCGCUGCACUCGCACCGCGCCAUCGGUCGACUCCUGUUGAUCAUUUUGGCCGGCAACAUGCUUCUGCAGUCGAUGAUGGUGGGCCUUCAAGUCAUCCAGUCCGUGACCACAGAGGACGCACAAUCUGAGCUGUCUGUCGGCACGUGGAGCUGGACUGCGUGUGCGCUCCUCGUGUGCCAUGAGCUGUGGGUGGUCGUGUCGGCGGUGGGAGGCCUCGCUGGCUUUCACGCGGCGUGGCACUACAGCAUCGCGUCGGCCACCGUGUGCUUGCGCGCUUGGGUGGCGCUGGCGUGCGUCCAGACGUUCCAAUACCUGACUGUGUACGCCAUGUUGGCGUCAAUUCAGGACGACAAAGGUCGUCGCUUUGACACUACCCUGGCGUGGGAAUCGACGGUGCUAAUCGCCAUCGAAGUCGUGUUUAUCGGGUUCGUGUAUGGCUACAUUGUGGUGUUGCAAGAAUGGCAACGCCAAUGCAAACGCCAAGAUGGCGAAGGCAUUUGCUUGGUACCACUGCAUCCUGCCACUGAACAGAGAAACGUCCUCCAUACCAACUCGUCAGCGUACUACGGCACCACCGCUGCUGUAUGUACGACUUUGUAGUUAACGAUAAUUAAACCGAAUGAAUAUGAUGGAACGGUUGAUGGGGGAGUUCUGGACGUGGUCAAGACAAUGAUGAUAUUGUCGAUUUGAUACAAAU
Molecule: messenger RNA, 905 nt
Organism: Aphanomyces astaci
Lineage: Eukaryota; Oomycota; Saprolegniomycetes; Saprolegniales; Verrucalvaceae
Exons: 1
Coding region: 149-808 (219 amino acids)
Source: RefSeq, a predicted model, not a curated record